Molecule: messenger RNA, 912 nt
Organism: Pichia kudriavzevii
Lineage: Eukaryota; Fungi; Ascomycota; Pichiomycetes; Pichiales; Pichiaceae
Exons: 1
Coding region: 1-912 (303 amino acids)
Biological process (GO): proteasome localization; nuclear protein quality control by the ubiquitin-proteasome system
Cellular component (GO): nucleus
Source: RefSeq, a predicted model, not a curated record
AUGGGAGCAUUCAACCAACACACUUCAGACAUUAACUCUUAUAAACUGACCCCUAAAAAAAGUAUCGGGAAAAGAAAACAUAGUGAUUCAAUCGACGCCCACCUGAAUUAUAAUGCCAGUUUCAACCCACUAGGCACAUCUAGAACGAGAAUGAUCAAAAAGAACCGAAACAUGAAUCAGAUUUUUGGACAGAAACUAUCUUUAAGCCGGCUCAUAGAAACUUUGGAUAAGGAAAAGUUGCAGAAUUUAGUUAAAAAUUUAAUCAACGAUAAUCCUGAACUAACUGAUAAGAUUAUUGAAAGCUCUCCAAUAAUUACCAUAGACGAUGCACUGAAUGAAUUAGAGAGAAAACUAGACAUGAUACUUGCCAAUAUUCCUUACAAGGUGGAUAUAACAUCAGAUUAUUCAUUUUUACGGGUCAAAACUCUAGUUAAUGACUUCUUUCAUUCGCUGUCAGACUAUUCAUUAAGUUUCUUGCCUCCUGUAGAAACAGACUUUACUGUUUCAAUAAAGUUUUUGAAAAGAUUUUUGUUGGAGAUAUUUCACAAUUUGCCGGACUUUUCCGCCGUUGAGUACAAGUAUUACCGCAACCUAACUAUCGAAAAGUUUAAUUUAAUCCUGGAGAACUCAAUAACUAAUUAUUUGAACGAAAAGAAACAAAACCUGUUACUAUUGAUUAAUGAGAACUGGCUAGAUGAAUUCAAACAGAUUAAUGAAUUGAAUAACAACAGUUUUAUGAAAAUUCAGCUAUUAUUAGAAUCUGAAAUUGACAAUUACUAUAAUUCUGGAUCAUUAAUAUUAAAUACUGAAGUUAGUUCUGCAAUUCUCGACAGUGACAAGGUGAAUAAGUUAGAAGGUUUAGAUAACCUGUUAAACUUUGCAUAUCAAAACCCACCAUUGAAUAACGUUUAG